Messenger RNA from Blepharisma stoltei, 1290 nucleotides. The record is from the annotation of a GenBank genome assembly. NCBI's taxonomy places the organism in Eukaryota, Ciliophora, Heterotrichea, Heterotrichida, Blepharismidae.
AUGAAUGGUCAAAGCCAAAUAGUCGAAAUAAUCCCAUCAAAGUUGUACUGGAUUAGUGAUCGCGCUCCACCUCGAAACCAGUCCAAAUCUUACUAUUUCUGCAUAGAUAACGAUCUCGUCUACCAGCCUUUCUCGAAUGAUUUCGGCCCACUGAACAUUGGCAUGACCUACAAAUUUUGCACCGAACUCGAAAAGCUCAUCCAAAGCAACGCCUAUUCUGGGUACAGAAUUUACCAUUACACAUCUCUUAACCCCGCAAAGCGUGCCAAUGCAGCUUAUUUAAUGGGAGCUUUUCAAAUUUUGAUCCUCGGUCGGACAUCUCUAGAAGCCUGGCAGCCUUUUACAGUUAUUCCGCCCUUUGCUGACUUCAGAGACGCAGGGUAUGGCUCAUGCACUUAUAAAUGCACGAUCCUUCAUUGCUUACGCGGCUUGGAAAAAGGUGUUGAAUUGGGCUGGUUCAAUUUGAAAACAUUUAACAUCCGCGACUACGAGUUUUAUGAAAAAGUUGAAAAUGGGGACUGGAACUGGAUUAUUCCAGGGAAAUUAUUAGCAUUUGCCUCACCAAGCCCUACUUCAAAUGAUACAGAAGGGUUUAAAGUGUGGACUCCAGAAGAUUAUGCGCCAUUAUUUCAUAAGCUAGGAGUUGGCGCCGUGAUAAGACUGAAUAAUAAGACUUAUGAUGCUGAGAAAUUUGUGAGGCUUGGGAUCAAGCAUUAUGAUUUAUAUUUUUUGGAUGGGUCCUGUCCUAGUGAAAGCAUAAUUAGUGAUUUUUUGAGAAUUGUGGAGAAUGAGCCUGGAGCAGUUGCUGUGCAUUGUAAAGCUGGAUUAGGGAGGACUGGAACUUUGAUAGGAAUAUAUGCGAUGAAACAUUAUAGGUUUCCAGCUGCUGAUUUUAUUGGGUGGAUUAGACUGUGCAGACCUGGGAGUGUGCUGGGUCCUCAGCAGCAAUUUUUGUGUGAUAGGGAGCAAGAAUUUUUUAGGAUGGGAAAUGGUAAUGUGAAAGCUUUGAGGCCAAUUGUGAAAGUGGAUACAAGAAUGUCGCCAGAAGAGAAAUAUAUAAGCACACAUGGAGAUAAUGGUCAAGCUGAAAGACUUAUAUCAGCGAAAAAAACAAAUCAAAGUGGGCCAAAUACCCCACUUAUACCCGAAAAAUCUCCACCAAGAACAUCUACUAGUAGGAAUCAGUCAGUAAGCCCAGCCAGCUCAGUUAAAAAGGGGAAAACCAAAAGUCCAAUACGAUACGGUACCCCUAAUAAUAUUAGGAGUCCGAAUGUAAAAAGAUAUUAUUAA